Molecule: messenger RNA, 5681 nt
Organism: Lagopus muta (rock ptarmigan)
Lineage: Eukaryota; Metazoa; Chordata; Aves; Galliformes; Phasianidae
Gene: DAB1
Product: DAB adaptor protein 1
Exons: 16
Coding region: 579-2378 (599 amino acids)
Biological process (GO): ventral spinal cord development; lateral motor column neuron migration
Source: RefSeq, a predicted model, not a curated record
UCCCCACGGCGAACCCCGCGGCCGCGGAGCCCCGAGGGACGGCCGGGUUCCACGCGUGGACAGGGGCCGCCCCCCGUCCCCAGCCCUGCGAGAGGGGGGGAGGGGGAGGAGGAGGAGACCGACCCCCGGCAGCAGCCUUCCUCCGCCGCACGCCUUCCUAUCCCCUCCCUCUGGCCUCAGCGCCGCGCUGGCGGGGCCGGAGAGGGCAGACGGCGCGGGAAGGCGGCUCUCCCAGCAUGGAUGAGCCAUGUGUAUCCUAAGGAAUAACAGCAGCUGCUGCGCCCACGAUGGGGAGCAGAGGAAUGCGCGGAGGAGAGGGCUCGCUGGGGCAGAAUCAAAGAACCUGUGUGUGACAUCGUCAUGAAUGAGAGAAGAAAGUAAUACAGUAUUGGAUGUGCCUGUUUGCUGCCACUAUUUAGAGAGAAAAUGAUGCAUUAUGGGGAAUCACUCGAAGGGACUGAAUGAGAUGAACUGUUUGGGUUAUAGUGUCUGAAAGGCUCAAUUAUUCUCUUGGAGACAUAUUCUAAAUGAGCCUGACCGAGAUACUGGAUCUGUGUGAAGAGGACUAAGGAUAUAGGAUGUCAACUGAGACAGAACUUCAAGUGGCUGUUAAAACCAGCACAAAGAAAGACUCCAAAAAGAAAGGUCAGGAUCGCAGCGAAGCCACUUUAAUAAAGAGGUUUAAAGGUGACGGUGUCCGAUACAAAGCAAAGCUGAUUGGGAUCGAUGAGGUUUCAGCCGCACGGGGAGACAAGUUAUGCCAGGACUCCAUGAUGAAGCUCAAGGGAAUUGUUGCUGCGGCCCGUUCGAAAGGAGAGCAUAAACAGAAAAUCUUCUUAACAGUCUCCUUUGGUGGAAUCAAAAUCUUCGACGAAAAGACAGGGCUACUGCAGCACCACCACGCAGUUCAUGAGAUAUCGUACAUCGCAAAGGAUAUCACAGACCACCGAGCGUUUGGAUAUGUGUGUGGAAAGGAGGGAAAUCAUCGAUUUGUGGCAAUAAAAACAGCCCAGGCAGCUGAACCUGUGAUUCUGGACUUGCGAGAUCUGUUUCAGCUCAUCUAUGAACUGAAACAAAGGGAAGAAAUGGAAAAAAAGGCGCAAAAAGACAAGCAGUGUGAACAGGCGGUAUACCAGGUUCCUACCAGCCAAAAGAAGGAAGGUGUUUAUGAUGUGCCAAAAAGUCAACCUGUAAGUCUGGAGAAUGGAAACUUAUUGCUGGACAUUGAUGAAAAUCUUGGUUCAGUCACUCAGGCUGUUACCCAACUAGAGCUUUUUGGGGACAUGUCCACUCCUCCUGAUGUAACCUCUCCCCCAACUCCUGCUACUCCAGGUGAUGCCUUUAUCCCAUCUUCAUCCCAGUCACUUCCUGCUAGUACAGACAUGUUUGGUUCUGUACCUUUCAGCACUGCUGCCGUACCCUCAGGUUAUGUUGCCAUGGGAGCUGUUUUGCCCUCAUUCUGGGGACAGCAACCACUUGUUCAACAGCAGUUGGCCAUGGGUGCUCAGCCUCCAGUUGCUCAGGUGAUGCAGGGAGGACAGCCGAUAGCGUGGGGCCAACCUGGUAUUUUUCCUCCUGCCCAGCAGCCCUGGCCAUCUGUAGCUGGUCAAUUCCAACCAACUGCCUUCAUGCCAACACAAACUGUUUUGCCUUUACAAGCAGCCAUGUUUCAAGGUACCAUUGCUCCUAUAGCUACUGUUCCACCCACAAGCGAUUCCAACAGAUCAAGUCCGCAGACAGACAGGCCCAGACAGAAAAUGGGAAAAGAAAUGUUUAAAGAUUUCCAGAUGGCUCAGCCUCCACCAGUGCCAUCAAGAAAACCAGAUCAGCCUUCCCUCAGUUGUACCUCAGAGGCCUUCUCAAGUUACUUUAACAAAGUUGGGAUGGCACAGGAAGCAGAUGAUUGUGAUGACUUUGACAUCUCUCAGUUAAAUUUGACUCCUGUGACUUCCACGACACCAUCAACAAACUCACCUCCAACCCCUGCACCCAGACAGAGUUCUCCAUCGAAAUCAUCAGCAUCUCAUACCAGCGAUCCUGCUGCAGAUGACCUCUUUGAAGAGGGGUUUGAAAGCCCAAGCAAAAGUGAGGAGCAGGAGGCUCCUGAUGAGUCUCAGGCCUCAUCCAACAGUGAUCCAUUUGGUGAGCCAACUGGCGAUACUAUAAGUCCACAGCAAUACCUCCUGAGGAUCGGUGCACAGCCAAUAUGGAAGAGGAAAUUGAUUGUAAGCAUGCCUUUCCCGAAACAAUGUCAUAUUUCCUUCACAACCCAACCGGGGUGCCGCGAUCGCUCAAAGCAGCACAGAAAACAAACACUUCCUUUGGGUUUUGACUCACGAGGAAGCAGAACCUCUCUACGCCCAGAUCAACAGACCUAAGAAAUAGCAUUGGUACGGGCUUGCGGUGCUCCGAGACUCGAAUGAAACCCAACCACCUGGCAGGCCUUUGGCUCUCUUGCUUUUUUCCGAUUGAUUUUGUCUGGCAAGGAUAGAUGAUUGCCCUCCUGGACCGGCUCUAUGAGCGUUCCUGACAAUUUUUGGCAACCGAUGGCAGAUCCCUAUGGCAGCACAAAGUGACAGCUCCCUGCUUAGCGCACCAGGAGUCCGGCCCUGUCUCCACAACUCAUGGGUAUCCAGACUAGGAAAUCUCACUCCUCGCUCUUCUUUUCAACAUUUCUUGUCUUGUGUAUGCCACAUAUAAAUAAUGAGCAUUCCUUUUCUUUUGAGCAAAAAAAAGCAGAAUCUGUAUGUAGCAGUGGCAUUAUCAUUCAACAGCCUUUUGGGCACAAGUCGGCACUUUUUAUGUCACGGUGACAUGUUUUUCAUCAUCAUUUACAUCAGGCUGAUCCUGAGUUGUUUUGUUUUUCCUUGUGUAGGCAUAUUUAAACAGCAACAACAGAAAAACACUGGCAGUGUCAUUUUUUUUCUAUUUCUUAUUCUGUAGUUUUGUAUGAGUGACAGAUCCAAGAGCAAAACGCCUCCCACGGAAAUGAUUCUUAACUUGAAACCACAGAAUAAAACUCUGUUGUUUAUCCAUCCGGACUGAAAAUGUUGCCAAAUGUACCUUUACGUUCUAGCGCAUCAUGAGGAAGAAAUGCUGCUUUUCUGUUUGAAUACUCAUGUUGUGGGUAGAGAAAGGACAUGGAAUCCCACUGAUGGAAGAGACGGAAGAUUCAGUAUUUCCUAGGAAACUCUAAACAAAGUACAGAAAAGGAAUAUUUUUAUUUCUUCGAUAUCUUGCUGCUGUAAUGCUAUGCAGACAAGUGUUUUCUUCUCUGUGUGCCAUUUUUGAUGAAAAAAAAAAAAAUCAUUUGCCAAAUACUGGUAUGAUUCUGGUUUAGGAAGUUGGAUGAAACGGACUUUAAAAAUGGGACAAAGGUGGCAUGGAUUUUGGAAUAAUGAACUGAUUCUGUGAUCAAAUUGUUCAUCUUUAUCACUUUUUGUACAUCAGAAAAAAAUCAAAUGGGAUUUUUAUUUUAUAACUUGAAAAAAAAAAUCUUACUGUUAAACUCUUUAAUUGUUUAAGGGGAAAUGGCUUUAAGGAGUUUGAAUGAAAAUUGCCAGUUUUCUUUUUGGUUUUUUUUUUUGUCUUUUUUUUUUUUAAUGUAAAUAUAAAUGUUAUGAGAAUUCUUUUACUAAUGCCAUUACACAGUAGAGAAGGUAGCAAGUUGCAGUGCUUGGGAGGUGUGGCAAACCCAGUUUGUGGUUCUCACAUCACAUACGUUUUCUCACGUGCUUACGAUAAUGGGCUGAAGCUCAAGUGCGUUUGCAGAAGGCAGUCAGCUUGUCAGCAACUAGUGAAAUUAAUGGGAACACAUGAUUUUAUGGUGUAGCUUCUUCACACAGGCAUACUCCACUUACGAGAAAUCACAUUUUCAUUGGCAUCCCCUUACGAUUCCAGAACCUCUGCAUAGAAGUCAUCGAGCUGUUUACACACAGAAUGAAAGAACUUAAAACUUCGUUUUUUUUACAUUUAUGAAGCAGAAGUGCAGUGUUUGGGUUCAUAUGUUUAGCACAUGAUUUUCAUAAAGAAUCUAUAUAUUUUUGCCCUACAGAGAAUUGUUAUACAGGUCAAAUGUGUUUUCCUGAUGUUCCUAUGCAGUUACAGUAUAUUGAAUUUAGUGGUUUAACACUAAGAAGGAAAAAAAAAGAAAAAAAGAAAAAAAAAAGAAGAAAAAAAAAGAAAAAAAAAGAAAAAAAAAAGUAAAAAAGGUUAAAGAAAUUAAAUGAUUAAUCUGUUUUUAGGGUUAUUGUGCAGAUUUUGUUUUUAAAUUGACACAUUAGGAUUUGCAUUUUUGUCAUGUUUAAAAUAGGCCUGGAGUUAUAAAUAUUUUACUUUCCUUCAUCUCUAUGAUAAGCUAAAAAUGGUUUAGAAGGCUAAAUAAUACCUGGGGUGGCAAUUGUUGAUAUGUACAACGAAAUCUCACACCAUGAUUCCAAUCUUUUAUUUUGAAUUAGAGAAAUUAGAGCAAAGUGCGUUGCAGAAUGUAUGUGAAUGAAAAAAUUAGCUGUGAAUAGACCCACUGAACCUGCAGAGAAGAGGACUUUUAUUCCCAUUCACAGUCGUUUGAUGCUUAUCCCUUAGACAUGUGCAAACAGUUCUGUAGCGAAUCUUAUUUUCCCAUUAGAAGGAAGGUUGGUUUUCUAAUUGGAGAUGAACCAAAACCUGGUGGGUUGAGUGUUUCAGGAUUAAAAGCAGAGGUAAAAACGUUUCUGAAGGACAUUUGAAGCCUAUUUUCCUAAUUUGCACUGUGGUGCUACUUACUUCCUCAGCAGCUCUUUUUGGUUUUGUCCUCCAUACGGAGCCGAGAAGAAAAUUUUGAUGCAUCGUAGACAUUUGAGGCUCUGUCUAGUUAAUGCAUUUCCAGUUAUGGGGUAAAACAUUGAAAGAAGAAGAAGAGAUUUACACCUCAGAGGAUCCAUUGACAUCGUAUUGGUAGGAAGCGGAUCAUUUCUGUAGUUCUUGCAACAAAUAGGUGCAGAGGGAACGAGGCUGGGAUUGUAGCGUUUCAUGGGAGACAGCUGGGCCAUCCCCAUGGGCUAGUGUCAUACCAUUACCAACACUGAGAAAUAAAUUCUGACUUGUUGUGUCAUGCAGUUAGAUCGUCUUUGUCACGAUUGAGAUGUUGAGUUGAGAGGAAUGUGCGGCCUCUGCACUGUACCAGUCUUGUAGAUAACUUGAAUAUCCAGCUUGUGCAAUUGUUGAAUCCCUCGUCCUUCACUAGCACUAAAUUUGUCACUUUAAAUUAAAAAACCAGGGAAUUCCACCAGCCAUCCUGUUGUCAUCCCCCGUAGAUUCUUGAUCUUUACCUGUCAUGAAGAGAUAGAUCGUAGUCAUUCAAGUGUCUGACAAAACCUUUCAUCUAAUAACGUACUGGGCACCUUCUUUGCAAAAAAUGUUUACUCUGUGGUUUUCAUUCAUUUUUAUUUCUGCAUUCUGACACAUAUUUUUUUAAUAAAGAUGAGAAAGAUAAAAUGACUGUUGCAGUACAUUUCUAAACCUACUUUAACUUUACCUCAGAUAAUGACCAUUUGUUAACAUAUACGGACACAUUAUUUUUAACUUUAUGUAUAAUGCAUUCAGCAACAACAACAAAAAAAACAACAAAUUUUUAGAAAUUUUCCAUUAAUUUCUGUAACACACCAUGUAAUACUGUUAUGAAUAAAAACAUUUUAAAAAGG